This is a messenger RNA of Hevea brasiliensis (rubber tree), 950 nucleotides long. Its product is annotated as thaumatin-like protein 1b. Bases 169 to 882 code for a protein of 237 amino acids. Gene Ontology annotation, cellular component: extracellular region. Gene Ontology annotation, biological process: defense response. The record is from RefSeq and is a predicted model, not a curated record. NCBI's taxonomy places the organism in Eukaryota, Viridiplantae, Streptophyta, Magnoliopsida, Malpighiales, Euphorbiaceae. The transcript is spliced from 2 exons.
CCAGAAAAAUGAAAAACAAUCAGCAUUCAGAUUUCAAAAAUCCAUAGGACCCAGACGGUUGAUUUUAUCUCUUUCCCAAUUUAAGUUCUCUUCCUCCUCAUUAUAACCCAUCUCAGGCUCACCUUCUCAUUCCACAAAGCAUCUCCCAUAGUCAAAGCAGAAGAAUCAAUGGCUCACAAAUUUUUCUGCAACCUCCUUCUUCUUCUCUUGCUGGUUAUACUUAUUACAGGGGGAAAUUCUGAUAUAACCUUCAAUUUUGAGAAUAAUUGUCUGGAAACCUUGUGGCUUGCCUCCAGCCCAUCCGACGGUGAUCUGGAUCCCCAAAAUGGACCAGGCACACUGGAAAUAUUCUCCAUGCCAGAUCCAUGGACCGGAAGCAUAUGGGUACGAACCAAAUGUAGUACCAAUUCAACGGGUUACUUCUCUUGCCAAACUGGAGAUUGUGGGUCGGGUGCAGAAGAAUGCCAGGGUCCACCACCCAUAUACCCGGUUACCCUGCUCAAUUUCAAUAUCAAACAGAACUUGGUAUCAUAUGAAGUGAGCUUGAUCCAUGGGCACAACAUUGCAGUUCGGAUCCAACCAAAUGGCGGGUCAUUAACUGGAGCUGGGUCUGGACCAUGCCCUGCUGUGGAUUGCAUUCAGGAUAUUAGCAAUAUUUGUCCAGCUUCCCUGGUGGCUAAAAACAAAGACGGAGUCUAUGUUGGAUGCUAUAAUGCAUGUGAUGCAUUAAAGGAUCCGAAAUUCUGCCAGGAUAAUGAAUACUCAAAACUCUUCAAGCAAUUGUGUAAUUUAGCACAUACCUACCCCGGAGACAAUAAUCCUCCACUUUACAAGUGUAGUGGGGCUGCCAGUUACAAUAUAACAUUCUGUCCUGUGUUAUAAAUUUUCCAUGCUAUUUUUCAAUUUGGUGAUCACUCAUCAUUCUAUCAAAUGUUACAAUUUUAUUCGCU